GCAAAGUGUUUAGCAGCGCAGUCUAUCGAUAGAACAAUGCGUGACGUCACAACACAACCAAACAUACGGCUGUUGUUUACAUUCCUGAAAUGCGCAAAAAUGAAGUGCUCCGUUGUAAAUUGUCAAUAUCGCCGAAAUGUCGAUGGAAAAGUAGUCAGUUUCUUCUCAUUACCAAAGAAUGAGAAGUUAGCCAAAGAGUGGCUGCAGUUUUGUGACAAUCCGAAGCUGAAAAACACGCGAUACGCAUUUGUUUGCAGCAAUCAUUUUAUGUCCGAUGAUAUUAUUGGCCGCAAGGCAUUUGAAAUGGGCUUGAGUAAGAAAAUGCGACUGAAGCCGGGGGCGGUUCCCCGCUUCCAAAUUGGGCUAGAAACGGAGGAAACGAAAAACCGGCAGAGUAUAGUAGAACAACGCAAUAACAAACGCUUGGUGAAUGAUCUUUUGGCUAAUUCAAAUGCCAAUGCCGACAACAAAGCUGAGCUUCAGCAUCAUGAGGAUACAGUAGAAGAAGCAAGCAGCGGCAUGGUUGAUUUCUUGGAUGUGGAAAGCUCAGGAGCAGUAAUCGAUGAACUGAACAACCAAAUCAAAAUUCUUCAACAAAAAAAUCUACGCUUAACGGUCAACUUUCAAUUGGCACAGAAAAAAUACAAAGAUGAUGUUAAACAUCUGCACAAACAAUUGUUUCAAGCUAAAUCGAAAAUAUUACUUCUGGAGCGCCAGAUAGAAGAAGACUCAAAGUAAUAUUCGAAUUCAAAAGUAAACGAAAAAGUGAUAACCUCAUUAAAAAUAGUGUCCUGUUUAUGGUUGCAAAUAUCAUACAAAGACUGCACUCAAGUGCCAAAUACUGCAAAUAUUUAGUUAAAUGUAAGCAUAUUAAUAAGUUAUCUUUUAAGUCUACAAAUCACUUAUGUAAAUAACUAUUUACUUAUAUGCAAUAUAUUUUGUGAAGCAGAAAUUGUUUGCCACUGUUAA
This is a messenger RNA of Drosophila grimshawi, 969 nucleotides long. Its product is annotated as THAP domain-containing protein 1-like. The coding region runs from base 37 to 738 and encodes 233 amino acids. The record is from RefSeq and is a predicted model, not a curated record. Lineage: Eukaryota; Metazoa; Arthropoda; Insecta; Diptera; Drosophilidae. The transcript is spliced from 3 exons. Gene Ontology annotation, molecular function: sequence-specific DNA binding.